AUGGAGGCUUUCCCCUGGGCGCCCCGCUCGCCCCGCCGCGGCCGCGCCCCCCCGCCCACGGCGCUCGUGCCCAGCGCCCGCCACGUGAGCGCCCCGGGCCCGGCGCACCCGCAGCCCUUCAGCUCGUGGAAUGACUACCUGGGGCUCGCCACUCUCAUCACCAAGGCGGUGGACAGCAACCAGCGCAGCGGCAGUCCCCCGCCCUCCUCCGUCUCCUCGGUCUGCUGCUCGCCCCACGCAGGGGCCGGGCCCGCAGCCGGGGCCCUGGGGCCGGCGCUGGGGCCAGCCGACUACGACGAGGACGACGGCGACGACGACGACGACAGCGACGAGCCGGGGCCUCGGGGCAGCUACCUGGGCGGUGCGCUGGAGCUGCGCGCGCUGGAGCUGUGCGCGGGCCCCGCCGAGGGCGGGCUGCUGGAGGAGCGCUUCGCCGAGCUGAGCCCGUUCGCGGGCCGCGCCGCCGCCGUGCUGCUGGGCUGCGCGCCUGCCGCCGCCACUGCCCUCGCCACCGCCGAGGCGGCGCGGCGCGAAGAGCGGGCCCCGGCGUGGGCGGCCGAGCCCCGGCUGCACGCGGCCUCCGGGCCGACCGCGCGGCUGCUCAAGCCCGAGCUGCAGGUGUGCGUGUUCUGCCGGAACAACAAGGAGGCCGUGGCGCUCUACACCACGCACAUCCUGAAGGGCCCGGACGGGCGAGUGCUGUGCCCGGUGCUGCGCCGCUACACGUGCCCCCUGUGCGGCGCCAGCGGGGACAACGCGCACACCAUCAAGUACUGCCCGCUCUCCAAAGUGCCGCCGCCGCCUGCCGCGCGCCCGCUACCGCGCGGAGCCCGGGACGGCCUGCCGGGCAAGAAGCUGCGCUGA
Loxodonta africana (African savanna elephant) is the source of this 864-nucleotide messenger RNA. RefSeq names its product nanos C2HC-type zinc finger 1 (gene NANOS1). Gene Ontology annotation, biological process: oogenesis; negative regulation of translation. Gene Ontology annotation, cellular component: perinuclear region of cytoplasm. The record is from RefSeq and is a predicted model, not a curated record. NCBI's taxonomy places the organism in Eukaryota, Metazoa, Chordata, Mammalia, Proboscidea, Elephantidae. The coding region runs from base 1 to 864 and encodes 287 amino acids. The transcript has a single exon. Gene Ontology annotation, molecular function: zinc ion binding; mRNA binding.